Messenger RNA from Elephantulus edwardii (Cape elephant shrew), 2046 nucleotides. It is a transcript of the gene GATA3, whose product is annotated as GATA binding protein 3. Lineage: Eukaryota; Metazoa; Chordata; Mammalia; Macroscelidea; Macroscelididae. Gene Ontology annotation, biological process: negative regulation of transcription by RNA polymerase II; regulation of epithelial cell differentiation; embryonic organ development. Gene Ontology annotation, cellular component: nucleus. Gene Ontology annotation, molecular function: zinc ion binding; DNA-binding transcription factor activity, RNA polymerase II-specific; RNA polymerase II cis-regulatory region sequence-specific DNA binding. The transcript has 5 exons. Bases 216 to 1550 code for a protein of 444 amino acids. The record is from RefSeq and is a predicted model, not a curated record.
UUUUUAAACAAAUCUUUCAUUUGCUCACCUUUCUUUCCCAAUUUUCCCAUCCCUAACUUCUUCACUGAGAACAAAUAAUUAAAAGACUACCCCUCCUCUCGGCGGCGGUAGCACCUGCAAAACCUCCGAGCACAGCGACCUCCCAGCCCGACCGCCCUCCCUCUCCGCGCGCGGGUUCCGGGCCCGGCGAGAGGGCGCGAGCGCAGGCCGAGGCCAUGGAGGUGACGGCGGAUCAGCCGCGCUGGGUGAGCCACCACCACCCCGCAGUGCUCAACGGGCAGCACCCGGACACGCAUCACCCGGGCCUCGGCCACUCAUACAUGGACCCGGCGCAGUACCCUCUGCCAGAGGAGGUGGAUGUACUUUUUAACAUCGACGGCCAAGGCAACCACGUCCCAUCCUACUACGGAAACUCAGUGAGGGCCACCGUGCAGAGGUACCCUCCGACCCACCACGGAAGCCAGGUGUGCCGCCCUCCGUUGCUGCACGGAUCCCUGCCCUGGCUGGAUGGCGGCAAAGCCCUGGGCAGCCACCACAGUGCUUCGCCCUGGAACCUCAGCCCCUUCUCCAAGACCUCCAUCCACCACGGCUCCCCGGGGCCCCUCUCGGUCUAUCCCCCGGCCUCGUCCUCUUCCCUGUCUGCGGGCCACUCCAGCCCUCACCUCUUCACCUUCCCGCCCACCCCACCGAAGGACGUCUCCCCGGACCCGUCCUUGUCCACACCGGGCUCGGCGGGCUCUGCCCGGCAGGAUGAGAAGGAGUGCAUCAAGUACCAGGUGUCCCUGCCGGACAGCAUGAAGCUAGAGUCGCCGCACUCCCGCGGCAGCAUGACGACCCUGGGAGGGGCCUCUUCCUCGGCCCACCACCCCAUCACCACCUACCCGCCCUACGUUCCCGAAUACAGCUCCGGACUCUUCCCACCCAGCAGCCUGCUGGGGGGCUCACCCACUGGCUUUGGAUGCAAGUCGAGGCCCAAGGCGAGAUCCAGCACAGAAGGCAGGGAGUGUGUAAACUGCGGGGCAACCUCAACCCCACUGUGGCGGAGAGAUGGGACCGGGCACUACCUUUGCAAUGCCUGUGGACUCUACCACAAAAUGAAUGGGCAGAACCGACCUCUCAUUAAGCCCAAGCGAAGGCUGUCGGCAGCAAGAAGAGCAGGUACAUCCUGUGCAAACUGCCAGACUACCACUACCACUCUCUGGAGGAGGAAUGCCAACGGAGACCCUGUCUGCAAUGCCUGCGGGCUGUACUACAAGCUGCACAAUAUUAACAGACCCCUGACUAUGAAGAAGGAAGGAAUCCAGACCAGAAACCGAAAAAUGUCUAGCAAAUCCAAAAAGUGCAAAAAGGUGCAUGAUACGCUGGAGGACUUCCCCAAGAGCAGCUCGUUUAACCCCGCCGCCCUCUCCAGACACAUGUCUUCCCUCAGCCACAUUUCACCUUUCAGCCACUCCAGCCACAUGCUGACCACUCCAACACCGAUGCACCCACCGUCCAGCCUCUCCUUUGGACCUCACCAUCCUUCCAGUAUGGUCACCGCCAUGGGUUAGAGUCCCUGCUCGAUGCUUAGAGGUCUCCAAGCGAGAGUCCCUCCAACCCCUUAUACUUGCAUUUUUGCAGGAGCAGUAUCAUGAAGCCUAAAACCGAUGGAUAUGUUUUUGAAGGCAGAAAGCAAAAAUGAUGUUUGCCACUUUUGAAAAGGAGCUCACUGUGGUGUCUGUGUUCUCAACCACUGAAUCUGGAUCCCAUUUGUGAAUAAGCCAUUCAGACUCAUAUUCCCUAUUUAACAGGGUCUCUAGUGCUGUGAAAAAAAAAUUGCUGAACAUUGCAUAUAACUUAUAUUGUAAGAAAUACUGUACAUUUGAGGAAGACUUUAUUGCAACUGGGUAGCUGUAAGAAAGGCAUGAAGGACGCCAAGAAUUUUAAGGAAUAUGGGGGAUAUACAGUGUGGAAAUUAAGAAGAAUCUAGGUCUAAUAACCAAAUGGACAGACUGCCAGUUUUGUUUCCUUUUACUGGCCACAGUUGAUCAAUGCAUUAAAAGAGAA